GUGGUAAUCCUUUCAAUUGGACCAAUGAGUCACAUAGUGUAAUCAAUAUUGCAGAUAUUCGCGUCACUUUCAUAUAUGCGGGAUGCACCCCACGACUCCAUUAUGCACCGCUACAUCUGAAAGUGGGAAGAAGCAGGUGGUGACUGGUGCAUAUGGUGGCAUUGCGCGGUCGUGGGACAUGCGAAGCACGGCAUGCAUUGUGACCAUGAAAGUGUUUGCGGUGCCACAACUGACAUUGGUAACAUCCUUGUAACGUUCGCCGUUACAGUUUACCCCCCAACCGCUUGGCCUGGCUACCAGUAGUAGUUGGCAAGCUCAUGCGGGCGACGGGCAUAGGAGCAGGCCUUUUAAUUUUUUAUGCACCUGGUCGGUGACCGCAUCUGCCGCAUCCCAGAAGGACUCGUCGAGUGCAUCCGGCACAUUAUUGACGCCUUCAAGAAGAU
Suillus clintonianus is the source of this 443-nucleotide messenger RNA. RefSeq lists its product as uncharacterized. NCBI's taxonomy places the organism in Eukaryota, Fungi, Basidiomycota, Agaricomycetes, Boletales, Suillaceae. The record is from RefSeq and is a predicted model, not a curated record. Bases 83 to 253 code for a protein of 56 amino acids. The transcript has 2 exons.